AACUGCAAUUCUAUUCAGAUGGCGUACGGCAUGGAAACGGACACUGAUGGUCGGUUGUGGGUGCUUGAUGACGGUAGCGAGAUUUGUCCGAGCAAACUUUGGAUAUUCAACCUUCUCAAAAACGACGCAACCGAGUUGAUUCACCACUUCCCGGACACAGUCGUCUCUCAUGCAUAUUCUAAUAGGUACCUGCGAGAUAUCGUGCUGGAAAAAACGCCAGACGACUACCUUGCGUACAUCACGGACUCUUUUCCUGAGCACAUCGUCGUCUACAGCCGAAAAUUGGACAAAUCCUGGACAGUUAAAACACCAGGCAGAAAAUGGGAAUGCUUGGCCCUCUCUGCUGACAGGGAGGCGAGACAGUUGUACCUGGGAAGAUUUAAUUCCAAAGAAAUGUACUCGGUGUCUGCGUCUGAGCUGAAGAAAGAAGACGGAAGCGCUGCUGUCAAAUUAAUCGGCGAAUGGACUGGAAUACCUUACAGAAUGUUGAUCGACGGCGCCAACGUCUUGUAUGCCGCCUUUACCACACAGAGUUACGCCUCCAAAUGGAAUAUUUCGGAGCCCUUUCGUGAGCAGAGAUUACACGAGGUCGGAGAACUGGAUGGUUAUUGGCCAUUUACUUUUGCCUUGGACGCGAACGGCAAUUUAUGGGUGACGAAGAGAAAUGAAACUAGGCAUCAACUACUCAAGGCUGCAGUCGGCGCAAGAUCGAAUUUAUUCACAGUUCCAACGACCCUUGCUGAGACCUCCGGAAAGCAGGAAAUCACAGAAUCAUCCACAUCAUCCCUUCGUGAAGAAUCUACCCCUCCUCCCUCUUUAACAACUGGAGAAGCGCAGAAUCUACUCGGAGUCUUCUUUAUCAAUCUGAGUCCACAGAGUAAACUUAUUGGAAAGACGCAGCCCCGCCCACAAAUAAGUUCAAUCUCUCUCCCGUUCCUCAUCCUUUUGCAGACUUGCCAUUGCGCGGCUGACCCUGAAAUCGGGAAGAAUGCAAACCUAUAUCAGGUACAUUUCGAAGGAAAAACUUGCGGACAGCAAACAGUUUUCCAAUAAAAAUAAAGUGUGUUGCUUUUUAAUUUUGGGUUAAUUAAAAUAAACCUAGAGAUGAUCAUAA
This is a messenger RNA of Cloeon dipterum, 1114 nucleotides long. RefSeq lists its product as uncharacterized. The coding region runs from base 19 to 1053 and encodes 344 amino acids. The transcript has 3 exons. The record is from RefSeq and is a predicted model, not a curated record. NCBI's taxonomy places the organism in Eukaryota, Metazoa, Arthropoda, Insecta, Ephemeroptera, Baetidae.